AUGUCAAUUGCAGACGAGAUGGUAGUACUUCAGAAGCAACUUGCCCAACUCCAAUCCAAGCUCAAAGCUCUCGAGUCGCGAUUAGAACAGGAGGUGUCAGCCCGAAUCGCAACGAUAAAGGAUAAUUCUAUCAUUAACGAUGUUCAUUCGACAAGUCCUCCCUAUCCUUCGGUCAAAUCAUCUGCAAGUACACAGAAAUCAACUAGGUCAGCUCAAAGUCGAGAUCCAAGGACGUUACGAAGCCGCUCGUUCAAGGUGAUGCGGCAUCUCAUAAACAUCGUCGAUGUCUCACGAGCUGCAAGCGCAGCCAGCGAGCUUGAGAAGAAGGGUACCACAAUAGAUAGCUCGCGCGAUCCGAUUGCCUCUGUUUCAUCAGUGACCGAGUUGAAAUCCUCAGCGAAGCCGACAGAAGCAACGAACUCGCCAACAACCAAGUUGAAAGCCUCAGUGAAGCCAAAAAAAGCAACAAACUCGCCAUCGAAGGGGCCGUCAGCUCUAUUGAGUAGUCAAAAGAAAUCUUGUGUCUCGUCUCUCUCGCUUCAGCCUUUGAUAGAUUCCCAACCACCGGUCACCCCGAUAUCGAUCAAGAAGCGUCUUACACCACCUAAAAACCCAAAAACUAUUCCCAGUACAAGCUCUUCAACCCCCCGUCGAUUGCAUCCUACACAGCCUCGCCGAGUUAAGCUAUUAAACGACUUGCCCAGCACACACGAAGAAUCUGACUGCAAAAAGUCCCAAUAUACAUCUGAAGUUAUUGAGUACAAUGAACUCCGACAUGGCUGCGGACGAUUUUCUCUCCUCAAGUACGAUCCCGCUGUACUAGACCUCCUACCAGCAUCGGUCAGAGACAGAAGAUUUGUGGAGACAAAGACGGUGACUGAUGUAGAAAACUUACCGCAAGCAUCGGCAAACUUAGUUAGAAGACAGGUUCUUGGUAUUUGGGAAUGGAAAGCAGGUACCUCAAGAGCUACACUUCACGAAUACAAGACACCUGAACUUGGGACUACUAUAAGCAACAGAAGAUUUAAGUUUGUUGGAUUUGCAUGGAAAGGUGCUUUAGGACAACAGCCCCCAAGAAUAGAAGAGCUUCAUGAAGACAUCUCGCAAGGCGCCGACACUCUCAGAUGGUAUUGGUUCAAGGAUCUCUGGUUACUUUUUUACUUUGAUUAA
Puccinia graminis f. sp. tritici CRL 75-36-700-3 is the source of this 1170-nucleotide messenger RNA. RefSeq lists its product as uncharacterized. NCBI's taxonomy places the organism in Eukaryota, Fungi, Basidiomycota, Pucciniomycetes, Pucciniales, Pucciniaceae. Bases 1 to 1170 code for a protein of 389 amino acids. The record is from RefSeq and is a predicted model, not a curated record. The transcript has a single exon.